Molecule: messenger RNA, 2215 nt
Organism: Onychostruthus taczanowskii (white-rumped snowfinch)
Lineage: Eukaryota; Metazoa; Chordata; Aves; Passeriformes; Passeridae
Gene: SNRPA
Product: small nuclear ribonucleoprotein polypeptide A
Exons: 7
Coding region: 124-972 (282 amino acids)
Biological process (GO): mRNA splicing, via spliceosome
Cellular component (GO): U1 snRNP
Molecular function (GO): U1 snRNA binding
Source: RefSeq, a predicted model, not a curated record
CCGCUCUUAGUUGGAAGAGGCCCGCGCACGCGGCGGACGCGGUCGCGGCGGUAGCAGGAGGCGCGGUAGAUUGUGAGGGGAGAGCGGCUGAGGAGGAUAGCUGAGGUGAGAGCGGUCCCGGCCAUGGCAGUGCAGGACCCCCGGCCCAACCACACCAUCUACAUCAACAACCUGAACGAGAAGAUCAAGAAGGACGAGCUGAAGAAGUCCCUCUACGCCAUUUUCUCGCAGUUUGGGCAGAUUUUGGACAUUUUGGUGUCGCGCAGUCUCCGCAUGCGGGGCCAGGCCUUUGUCAUCUUCAAGGAGAUGAGCAGUGCCACCAACGCCCUGCGCUCCAUGCAGGGCUUCCCCUUCUACGACAAACCCAUGCGGAUCCAGUACGCCAAGACGGACUCAGACAUCAUCGCCAAGAUGAAGGGAACGUUCGUGGAGCGCGAGCGGGAUCGGGACCGGGAGCGCAAACGGGACAAGCGCAAAGCCAAGGGGGGAGAGGCCCCUGGCCCCAAAAAGAGCGGGGCUGGAGCACAAGGGGCCACGCAGGGAGCAGUGCCCGGGAUGCCGCCGCUGGCGCAGCCGCCCCGGAUGAUGCCGCACCUGGGGGGACAACCACCCUACAUCCCUCCCCCGGGCAUGAUCCCAGCCCCAGGCAUGGCCCCGAACCCGGGAAUUCCCCCAGGAAUGGCCCCACAGCCUGGAAUGGCCCCGAUCCCUACCCCACAGCCUCUGUCAGAAAACCCUCCGAACCACAUCCUGUUCCUGACCAACCUCCCUGAGGAGACCAACGAGCUGAUGCUCUCCAUGCUCUUCAACCAGUUCCCAGGGUUCAAGGAGGUGCGCCUGGUGCCCGGGCGCCAUGACAUCGCCUUCGUGGAGUUUGACACCGAGGUGCAGGCGGGCGCCGCCCGCGAGGCACUGCAGGGCUUCAAGAUCACCCAGAGCAACGCCAUGAAGAUCUCUUUCGCCAAAAAGUGACCCAAAACACCCCAAACCCCACCAAAACACCCCCAAACCCAAAAAAAGAAGGGCCCAAAAUACCCGAGAUCCAAAAAAAGCGCCUCAAAUCUGCCCCUAAAUACCCAAAACCCGCCCCAAAACACCCCAAAUUCCCAUAGAAACACCCUAAAAUCAUUCCAAACCACCCCAAAAUCCCAUAGAAACACCCUAAGAUCUCUCAAAACGACCCCAGAACACCCUAAAUCCCAUAAAACUGCCCCCAAAUCGGAGAAAAAGACUCCAAAAUCCCAGAAAACUGCCCCCAAAACGGUCCUGACCCUGCUCCAAACCCCCCACGUGCCCCCACUCCCCCAGGUAAGUUCAGCUGGGCCCAAAUUCUAAUUUUUUUAACCCAAACCCUCCUUUUUCCCACCCCAAAUUUUCCUUUUCCCACCCCAAUUUUUUUUUUCAAAGCCCAAAUCCUUUGUCCCAUCCCAAAUCACCUUUUUCCACCCCAAAUCUCCUUUUUCAACCCCAAAUUGUAUUUUCCCACCCCAAAUGCUUCCAGCCCGCCUUAAAUCCUCUUUUUCCACCCAAAAUCUUUCCCCAUCCUGAAUCCCUCAAUUCCCACCCCAAUCCCUAUUUUCUCCUCCACACCCUAAAUCCCCUUCACCCACUCAAAAUCCAUUUUUCACCCCAAAUUCUCCCUUUUUCAUCUUAAGUCCUUCUUUUUCCACCCCAAGUCCCUUUUUCCCACACAGAAUCGUUUUCCAUCUCAAUAUCCCCUUUUCCCACUGCAAUUCUGACCCCAAAUCCUCAAUCCCCACCCUAAAUCCCCUUUUCCCGCCCAAAUCUCCUUUUUUCAUCCUAAAUCCUUCUUUGUGCAUCCCAAAUCCUCCUUCUUUCACCCCAAAAUCUCCUUUAUCUGUCUUAAAUCCUAUUCUUUCUUCCCUAAAUCUCUUCACCCCAAAUCCUUCUUCUUUUACCCCAAAUCCCCUUCUUCCACCCUGGAUCCCCACCCCAAAUCCAUUUUCUCAGCCCCCAGAGGCUUUUGAGGUUCCCGAGGAGUUUUUGGGGUUUUUCCCAGCAUUGUACCCAGGGUCUCUCUGCAGACAUUGCACCUGGAGCUGCCCCUACCCCAGAUAAACCCAAAUCCCCUUUUCCCACUCCCCCAGAUGCUUUUGGGGUUCCCAAGGGGUUUUUGGGGUCUUUCCCAGCAUUGUACCCAGGGUCUGUCUGCAGACAUUGCACCUGGAGCCUUCCCAAAUAAACCCCACUGUGC